CCCUAGCUAUCUCCUCUUUCCUCGAACCGUCGACCUAAAAGAAGCAGGAAGUCUCGCCGGGCGGGAGCUCGCUGGCGAAGGCUCCCAUCCGCGCCAAUCCGAAAACCUGGACGAAAAAUAAGCUAGGAAGCUGUAAAGCGAGCACGCUGACGUAUUGGCUGGAUCGUGGGAACGAGGUUUCGCGUCUAGCCUCGCCUGAAUUUUUUUCGUGUAUACUGUAUACCCAGAAUUUACCGCCAACCGGAGGUAAAGCGGGAUUUAAAAAAAAAAACGUAGGAGGAGUUAUUCUGGCAUUUCCACCUUUUGACUGGAUUCAAUCCCGCGUAAAUCCUGCCAUCAAACGGCCCUUAUAAAGUUCAAGCUCCAAUUGUCAAUAGGAAUUGAGGGAAUUGCUGGCAGAAAGUUCAAGCUCCAUUGCUUAUUAUUUUGGGAGUAAAAAUCGUCGCGAGCUCGGAUUUUGAACUGACUAAGCUAUGAAAUUACACCUGCCAAGCUCUUCAAAAAUGCCCAUCAGGUUCAGAAUGCCUACUGCUGAAAACCUGAUUCCCGUUCGUUUGGAUAUUGAAAAUGAGGGGCAACAUUAUAAAGACUCCUUCACUUGGAAUCCGUCUGAUCCCGAUUCUGAAGUAAUCAGUUUUGCGAAACGGACUGUCAAGGAUCUGAAGUUACCUCCAGCUUUCAUCAGUCAGAUUUCCCAAUCAAUACAUUCACAAUUGGCUGAAUUUAGGUCAUAUGAAGGGCAAGAAAUGCAUUUAAAAGAGAAGAUUGUGCCUCUUAAGCUUGACAUACGUGUAAAUAAUACUGUAAUCAGAGACCAGUUCUUGUGGGACAUCAGCAAUCUAGAAAGUGAUCCUGAGGAGUUUGCAAUUACCUUAUGUAAAGAUUUGAAUGUUGAAGACCCCGAAGUUGGACCAACAAUUGCUGUUUGUAUAAGAGAGCAGCUUUUUGAGAUUGCCAUUCAAGGUGUUGCUUCUGCAAGAGAAAGCAGAGUAGGGAAAAAGGGUAGAAGGGGAGCAGAAAGUUUUUUAAAUAGUAAAAUGAGCAAUAGUUCUCUUGAUCUGGCGAAGUUAUUUGGCAGCAAAGGGAGUGUUGUUCGGAAAAGGAAGGACUGGUACCUUUAUGAACCCAUUGUGGACAUCCUAUCGAACGAGGAAGUUGAGGCUCUUGAUGCAAGGGAAGAACGAAAUGCACGUUUGAAGAAAAAGCUGGAUGAAAAGGAAGACAACUUUCAAGAACGAAUUUGAGAAGGAAGGGUAAGCUUCCGGCCGUCAGAAACUCUCCAACGUGCAGAAUGGCUUUAGCUGAGACGAUUAUGGAAGCUGUUGGGAGGAGGAGGAAGAAGAGAAUUACUGUACCUGGCUGAGCUGAAGGGAAGCCCAUGGCGAUCAGGCUGCUUCGUUCAGAUUCCAUUCACCAAGCUUAUAUAUAUACAUACAGCAUAGAACUCUAUGGGAACCGAUAACAAAUUCUGUAUUUUAUGUAAGCUUGAAUGAUGAUUUGUCUUAUUUUGAAAGCUUGUGUGUUGUUUUGCAUGAAAUGUAUGGGUUUACUUGUAGGAUGAAUUGAUAUGGAAUAAUUAAAGAUUUACAUAUAUAAUACCCAAUUCCUAUGUA
Molecule: messenger RNA, 1613 nt
Organism: Phalaenopsis equestris
Lineage: Eukaryota; Viridiplantae; Streptophyta; Magnoliopsida; Asparagales; Orchidaceae
Product: chromatin structure-remodeling complex protein BSH
Exons: 12
Coding region: 474-1244 (256 amino acids)
Biological process (GO): chromatin remodeling; regulation of transcription by RNA polymerase II
Cellular component (GO): nucleus; nuclear chromosome
Molecular function (GO): transcription coregulator activity
Source: RefSeq, a predicted model, not a curated record